AUGUCACCUAGCAUACUCCUGAACGGCAAUGUCCCCAACGACAACUUUCUGCCUACGGCUGGAAACCCGCCUAUAAAGGCUAUCAGCGCAACGAGAACCACACUUGAUCUGCCAUCGCUCCUAACCCGCCUCUCGUCUAGCUACACCAAUCCAUCUCUCACAGUGUUCUCCCAGAGACUAAAUCUCCGCUCGACACCUAUACCAACCCCGUGUCCAACCCAGGCCCUCAUUCAUGUUCGCUGCACCGGUAUCUGCGGCUCUGACCUUCAUCUGUGGCAUCGUGGCGCUAUUGGACCCUUGCGAAUUACAUCUCCCUGCAUCCUCGGCCAUGAGGCUGCUGGCGAGGUACUCGCUGUUGGUGCAGCCGUGAAAAAUCUCGAGCCAGGCGACCGCGUGGCAAUUGAGCCCGGUGUUCCUUGUGGAGAGUGCUGGCUAUGCUAUCAGGGCCGUUACAAUCUAUGUGAGAGCGUUAAAUUCGCUGGUGUGGCAGAUUGCGAUGGGAGUAUACGACGGUUCAUGGUUCAUGAGGCUAAGUACUGCCACAAAAUCCCAGACAGCAUGACAUUCCGCACCGCAGCAUUGCUAGAGCCAUUGGCAGUUGUGAUGCAUGCGAUAUCCAUGUGCGCUGGGAAAUUGGCGUUGGGGAGGCCGGCUUUGGUGUGUGGCGCAGGGCCAAUAGGGCUGAUUGCAUUGAAGGCAGCGAGAGCCAGUGGUGCGUGGCCUUUGGUGAUUACUGAUGUUGAUGAGGCGAGAUUAGAUUUUGCGACGCGGUUUGUGUCAGGUGUUAGGCCUUGGUUGAUCCAGGGUGACAGUGCGUUGGAGAACUCGGAUGGACUGAGGAAGCUAUUUGGGUAUAAGGACGAGUAUCUAGCGCCACAGGUGGUCUUGGAAUGCACCGGCGUGGAGAGUAGUGUCGCGACGGCCGCGUAUGCUUGUCGGAGGGGUGGGACUGUCGUUGUCGUCGGAGUUGGGAAGAGUAAGAUGGACAAUUUACCAUUUAUGCACUUGAGUUUAGGGGAAAUCGAUUUGAAGUUCAUUAACAGAUACAAGGACAUGUGGCCGGCGGCCAUCAAUUUGUUGGGCGAUGGAAGGAUCAUGGACUUGGAUGGUUUGGUCACACAUCAGUUCGAACUGGAAAGGGCAAUCGAAGCAAUGGAAACAUGUGCGGAUAGGACGUCGGGUAGUAUCAAGGUGCAGAUCGUGGACGACGAGAAAAUUCAAAUUUAG
Exophiala aquamarina CBS 119918 is the source of this 1227-nucleotide messenger RNA. RefSeq lists its product as uncharacterized. The record is from RefSeq and is a predicted model, not a curated record. NCBI's taxonomy places the organism in Eukaryota, Fungi, Ascomycota, Eurotiomycetes, Chaetothyriales, Herpotrichiellaceae. Gene Ontology annotation, biological process: D-sorbitol catabolic process. Gene Ontology annotation, molecular function: zinc ion binding; L-iditol 2-dehydrogenase (NAD+) activity. Bases 1 to 1227 code for a protein of 408 amino acids. The transcript has 2 exons.